Messenger RNA from Gossypium arboreum, 642 nucleotides. Its product is annotated as disease resistance protein SUMM2-like. Gene Ontology annotation, molecular function: ADP binding. The transcript is spliced from 2 exons. The record is from RefSeq and is a predicted model, not a curated record. Bases 1 to 642 code for a protein of 213 amino acids. NCBI's taxonomy places the organism in Eukaryota, Viridiplantae, Streptophyta, Magnoliopsida, Malvales, Malvaceae.
AUGGUAUUGGUGUUGUGCAAGGAGUUAGUUGAACAAGCCGGGACUGUUUUUGAAGUUGGAAAUACUAUAUGGGGUUUAAUUGAAAACCAUUGGAAAUUCCCUAAAGGCAUUGAUCAGAAUGUAAAUAAUCUGAAAAGAAAAAGAGAUCAACUAAAUGGUCAGAAAGAAGACAUUGAAUCACGAAUCAAAUCAGAGCUGCGUCCGAGAAAGAAAGUCAAGAAAGAAUUUGAUCUGUGGAUUGAAAAUGUCAAAAGGAUAAAUCGGGAAAUUCCUAAUUUCGAAUCCAAAGUUAGAGGUAACAGUUUUUUCUCUCGUGGAUUUCUUGUUAAGAAUGUUCGUAAGAAGAAGUUGAAGAGCUGCUUGAAAAGGGUAGAUUUUCUGAUGAUUUGGUUGUCAACGAUCUAUCGUGGAUUGAUUGGAGUUUAUGAAAUGCCAGGAGUUGGGAAAAUAAGUGUUGUCACGCUGGUCAACAAUGAACUCUUAAAAGGUGAAAUCAAAUUCAAGAUCGUAGUAUGGGUCACUGUAGCGAGGAAAUCUAGUGUUAUUGAACUGCAGAAUAAGAUUGCAAAGGCAAUGAAUGUCAAUACUUCUGAAGAUGAUGAAGACGAGACUUUAAGAGCACGGAUUUGUCUGAAAUUUUGA